GUUUAUUGGUUAACAUCCGCCAUUUUGUACUGUCGUUUGUUUAGUGACUGGUUCUCUUUCCAGUGAUGCUAUAUAUUUCACCUGAAAAUAUAUAUUGUGAAUUCGCAAGUGGUGUACAAUGUUUUUGCUAGAAACGUUGUUUUUAAAUGUUCUAAAUUAAAUCGUGUGACUUGUCAAUCUGACGUCGGUACAUCACCUCCACCUAUGUGCCGGAUGUGUCCUACAAUCGGUUAGGGCGAUUUUACGUGCCACCUUGAGAGGUGUACGUGUCCCGAUACCUAUGCUGCCAAGAUUAUGAGUGGCAACGGGAAUCAGGUGCCGUUGGCGCCGAAUCAGCGCGGGCCCGGACCAUAUCCAAGGGCGUCAACACCACACAGAGCAGAAUGCUACCACCCAGCAGGCGCCACUGGCCCGGCCUAUAUGCCAAGCACUGCCGGCGGCGCACAGUCCUCGGCGCAAGCGGCGUUACGAGUACCACAGACGCCGCAGCCGUCGGCGCCGCCGGCACCUCAACAGGACAUGUCGAAAUCUACCAUGGCUGGUCAUAACUACGUGACGGCGCCGAACCAGACUCAACAAACGCGCUCGCAGUAUCCCAACUUCCCAUAUAGAGCGAAUCAACAUGGGACUCGGCCAAAUACCCAUCCUAGACAACAGCAGCCAUACCUCCCGGGAGCGGCCGCUACCGCCACAGGACCUGUCAUGUACCACCAUCCCACAUACGUGCUUCCUUCACACAUGGGAAUACCACCAACCUAUCAACAACCACGAUCUAGUGCACAAGGGUACUAUCAAUACAUACCAUCGUACUUACCAGGAUACGCCACCCCCAACCACACUACUCCAUAUUUUUAUACUUCAAACAACCAACAAAUUCCUACGCCAAACUUACCUGCGAACACACCUGGUGCUCGGAGCAACCCUACCACGUUGGUGGGACCGCAGGGCACUCCUGCGACGCCCACCGCUCCCACAGCUUCGAUACCUCCCCCUCAGGCCUCUACCCACAUGCAUCAAACAAUGCCUGGCAUACGUCCAAGUCAGCCAAAACGUCUAAGUCAUAGACUUGCAAUUAUAGACCCUGUUACACAACAAGACAUUUUCUCUGACUUAUAUACUAACGAUAGUCAAUAUUUAAGUGGUGACUCAAGUGAAAGACAGACACCACAACCUGAGCCGACACACAGUAUCGCCGAGGAAUUUACGAGAAGGGUUAAUGAAGUCGCGAAUCAGUCAUCCACUAGUGAAAGUGUUUCAAAAUCGAACUAUGUGACAAAGAACGAAUUGUUGCCACCUACGACAUGCGGUAUUCAACCUCAGUCAAAUGCAAUAACUUCUAUAAAUAAUAAUGUAGUAAAGUCUGACAUAUUAACUAUAAAUGAAAGUAAAAAUAUAGGACCUGAUGUUGCUGUAGAACCUAAUGAAACACCAGUAGUGUCUGCAAUAUCGGAUAGUCCUGUUAUAGUGCCUAAAAUGGCUAUGAAUGUUAAACAACUUCAAAAGAGUAGUGAACAGAAUAUUAGUCAGUCAGUUGUAGACAAAAACCUACCGUCUAAUAAACUACAAAAACAAACUAAAAGUAAACCAGUUGUGCCUCAUAUUGAAGACUUAGAAAAGCCCUCAGAGGUUGUGACAGCCUCUAUUGGAAACAUUGCCAAUGUAAGUGCGGUACCUGCGGCUACAAGCGCACCCUCCGCCGCGCUCGCGUCGUUGCCAGCGCCUACUGCUGCACCUGCGCCUGCACCAGUGCCUGCGUCUACGCCGGCCCUCGUGCCCGCGCCCGCGUUCGUGCCUACGCCUACGCCCGAGGCGGCGCCUGUGCCUUCAUCCGGGCUUGCGUCCGCACCCGCCGUUAUGCCCGUUCCUGCGUUGGCGUCUGCCGCCAACCCUGUCCAAUCUGCGCCUGCGCCUCAGCCUCAAAGGAUACCCAGGGAACGAGUUAAAUCGGAAGAAAAGGACAAAGAUAAAAAUAAGGACAAAGAAAUAUGUCCAGAAAAGGAGUCUGCGCCGGUUUCUAAUAAACCAAACGGCCCAACUCCUUCCAACGUGAUUAGUUCAGUUGAUAAUUUAGUGGAAAUUAUCAACCUGCCAACUAGUCAAACCAGUCAAGCCACUAGUGCAGAAGCAACGAAAAAGCAAGUGACAUCAAAGCAGUUGUCACCUGCUCCAGAGACUGAAAUCUCUUCCGCUGUUGAGACAAAGAGUGAAGUACUGAACAACAGCGAGACACUAUCUGUACCCUCUCCCACUCCACCACUGUUAGCAAGCAUUGAGAAGGCAGCUGCUAAGGAACUGCACACAGUACCAGAAUUAGUUGAAAGCCACGAAACUUCCAGUGCUAUACAGGCACAAGCCAAACUAACUCAAAGCAUAGCUAGUGUACAACGCUAUAAUCCUGAAUCUAAGAUGAAAGAUAUUAAUCUUAAUAAUAAGACUACAGAUGCUGAUACUGCCAAUGGUAAUCCUACUGAUGUAACUAAAACUGAGACUGCUAAAGAAGAUAUCAAUAAAAAUGAAAAAGUUGUAAAGAAUUCUAAGAAUACUAGUAAAAAAUCUGGAAACAAGAUGGCCAAUAAUGAAACUAAUGUAAAAGACGCAGAAUCAUUUGAAAAUGGUAAAGAUGAGACUGAUAACCUUAGUAAUGUAGAAGUAAUGCAGGAAGAACAGUUAUCUAAAAGUGAGGAGACAGUAACCAAGGCAUUAGCAGCUGAGAAAUCUGAGGUUCCUGUAACAUCAUCUGCAGUUGUUCCUAAAUACAAUUACAAUCCUGGACAAUGGUCUCCAUUCAACAAAACAGGGAAGAAAUGCUAUGAUAUUGGAUUACUCAAGCAAAUGAAAGAUGACCCACUUUCAAAGAACAAGCCGAAUGUGCCAUUGUUGGAAGCUUGCAAUGUUAUGAGGACUGCGCCUAUUCAAGAUGCUCUGCCUUUUACGGCUAUCUCCCGAUCUGUGAAUGACUCAAUGUUUCUCCCUCCAUUUGCUAAAAGUUCAGUUACUGGCUCUAGAAGUAAUACUGCAAGGGAUCCAAAGAAGGACGGCAGAAAUAUGGCAGCUGGUGGUAAAGGAAGUGCUAAACUAUCUUCACAACCUAGCAGUAGUGGUGGCCAUAAACCUAUUUAUGUCUCUCUUUCAUUGCGAGAAGAAGUUAAGUUAAAUGAAACAAAGGAUCCAUGGAAACCUCUUAGGUUUAAAAAAGAGAAUAUAGGUGAAGACGAUUUCAAGACUCAAGAAUUAAACAAAAAGUUUAGAGGCAUACUGAACAAACUGACUCCCCAGAAGUUUGAUACUUUAUUGGAGAAAGUAAAAACUCUCGAGAUUAACAAUCAAAAACGUCUGGAAGGUGUCAUCGACCUUGUGUUUGAGAAGGCUAUUGAAGAACCAAAUUUUUCAGAAGCCUAUGCUGCUAUGUGCAAUAAGCUCUCAAUGCUCAAGGUUCCUGCUGACAAUGCAACAAAUCCAGACCAAUGUGUCAAUUUCAGAGCACUUAUCAUUAGUAAAUGUCAAAACCAAUUUGUGACAGAUAAAGUAGAUGAACAAGUCCUGAAACUUGAAAAAGAACUUGCAGAUAGCACUGAUCCCGCAAAAAAGAAGGAGCUUCAGCUGCAAUUGGAAGAAGAGAACAGAAGAGUGAGAAUGAGAUCAGUAGGAAAUGUCAGAUUUAUUGGUGAACUAUACAAACUGAAAAUGUUGACUUCUAAAAUUAUGGUUUACUGUAUGAACUACCUGAUUGACAAAUUAGAAGAAGAAAAGUUGGAGUGUCUAUGCAAAUUGCUUACUACCAUUGGUGAACAAGUUGAAAGUGAAGUAAGAGAUCCACUUGACAAUGUGUUCAAGAAGAUGCAGGAUAUUGUUGAUCGCAAAUCAAACAGCAUCAGUUGCCGUGUCAGAUUUAUGAUCCAAGAUGUGAUUGAGCUCCGUAGAAGAAGAUGGGUGCAGAAGAGUGUGGUUGACUCACAACCUAAAAUGAUGGACCAAAUUCAAAAAGAAGCUGAGCAGCAACAACGUCAUAUUGAGCUAAUGAAUGCUGCACCACCUGGCGGUUUCCGUCGCGAUGAAGGGAGUCGCGGCAAACGUGGUGACAGUCGCAGGCAGAAUGCUAACACGUUCAUGGAAAACAACUGGAAAUCUACGAGGACAAAUUAUACCGUAGACACAUCUAAGCUUAAAGCAGCAGUUACGCAAAAGAAUCAGAAUCUUAAUAAUAUCAAGUUAGCACCAACGAAUACUGCUUGGAACCAGGGUUCGGGCACAAAGAACACUGGUCAAACGGGAAGUAAUUCUAUGAUUAGUCUUACUAAAAAUAUGUACAGUGUCCUAGAAAAUGUACACACUGAUCCUUCAACACUUAGAGGAAGCAAAGAUAUGUCGCCUAGCUACUCUAAGGGUGCUUCAAUUGAACGAUCGACCUUCAACUCUAGGGGAGAUUUCAAUAGCGGUAGUGGCAGCAGAUCUGGUUCGAUGGGCGUAGCUCGGUCGAAUUCUAGCAGUAGAAGUACGAGCGCGGCGCCGCCUUCACCUGCACCUACUGCCGAUACCCCGACCCUAAUCCCGGCUCCUGUCAAGCAAGAACAGCUACCUGAUAACAAGAAGAAGUCCGUCAAGGCCUUGAUCGAUAUGCUACUUAUAAAUCAUGAUGACAAUGAUAUGGCGGCAGAUGUGAAAGAGCUCUUCGCGCCUCAAUAUCACGCUGAUAUGGUUACAGAAAUACUUAAUGUGGCAUUAGAAAAGCCAGCAAAGGAGGUUGCGAUGAUAGCAAAAUCAUUAUUGCAUUUAGUGUCAACAAAUACGAUUGCUGCAGAAAACUUUUUAGCAGGAAUGAAAGAGAUAUUGGAAUUAGCUCCUGAUCUUCACAUUGAUAUACCAAUGUUGUAUGAUUACUUAGGAAAGUUCCUUGCGCCACAAAUUGAAAAGAAGCAUAUCACAUUUGUACAGUUACUUAGGCUUUCUCAAAUGAUUAUUUCAAAUAAUCAAGGACACUUGUUUUUGAAGUCGAUUGUUAAAGAUUUAAAAGAAAGCAUGGGACCUUCAUUUGUAAAAAGCAAAUGGCAAGAGUCUGGUCUUCAGUUAAAGGAAUGGAUGAAUGAAGAUCAGGUGGAGAAGUGGUUAAUAGAUAAUAAAUUUGAAUUCUUGGAGGGUAGUGCUAAUGUUUGUGAAGAAACUAAAAAGAUAUUAACUCCUGCAGAAACACAAAGUAAAUUACUUCAAUUGAUGAAUUCAGACGAAACCUGUGAUUGUAUAAAGGGAUGGGUGCAGGAUAACCUCGGCAAAUCUUCAAACGAAGACUGGUUCAUGCGAGCAAUGAUACAGGCAAUAUGCGAGCAUGCUCUUUUCGGCCCCGAAGGCCGUGACGUGCCUCAUUUUAACCAAGAUCGCAUGAACAAGUAUUCUCGGCUCAUCAACGAGUUUGGAGAGUCUCAGCAGUCCAGGGAAGCCAGUUGUCUAUUCGGUAUACAGCAAUUGAUACACAGGCUAGAGCACCCACAAGGUCUUUCCUUAGAAAUAUUCCAAUAUCUACAUGAACAGUAUAUAAUAUCUCCAGAAGGAUUUAUAUCUUGGGAAGAAUCAGAGUUGGAACCAGAAGGCAAAGGUGUAAUGAUGAAGGCGCUUACGUCGUUCUUCACCAACAUCAAAGAAGCGGAUAACGAGGACUCAUGUAGCGAGGACUGACGCGCGCAGAUAGCUG
Molecule: messenger RNA, 5683 nt
Organism: Hyposmocoma kahamanoa
Lineage: Eukaryota; Metazoa; Arthropoda; Insecta; Lepidoptera; Cosmopterigidae
Product: eukaryotic translation initiation factor 4 gamma-like
Exons: 29
Coding region: 295-5667 (1790 amino acids)
Cellular component (GO): eukaryotic translation initiation factor 4F complex
Molecular function (GO): mRNA binding; translation initiation factor activity; protein binding
Source: RefSeq, a predicted model, not a curated record